AUGGACAAGCUAGUCGUGAACUACUACGAGUACAAGCACCCUAUAAUUAAUAAAGACCUGGCCAUUGGGGCCCACGGCGGCAAAAAAUUCCCCACAUUAGGUGCUUGGUAUGACGUUAUCAACGAGUAUGAAUUUCAGACGCGUUGUCCUAUUAUCUUAAAGAAUUCUCACAGAAAUAAACAUUUUACGUUUGCCUGUCAUCUGAAAAACUGUCCGUUCAAAGUCUUGCUGAGCUACGCUGGCAAUUCUGCCUCCUCAGAGGCUUCGUCCCCGUCUGCUAGUAACAAUGCGAACCCUUCAGGCCCUCCGGACCACAUUCAUCACCAAAGCGAUAACAUUGACGACGACGACGAUAAUGGCCAUAACAAUAACAAUAAGAUCGGGAAUGACAGUAAACUCGAAUUCGUUACAGAUGAUCUUGAAUAUCAUCUGGCAAACACUCAUCCAGACGAUGCCAAUGAUAAAAUGGGGUCGAGAAACAAUGAUGUGGGGGAGAACAAUGACGAUGACGCUGAUGCGAACAACAUUUUCAAACAGCAAGGUGUGAAUAUCAAGAACGAUACCGAAGAUGAUUCGAUAAAUAAGUCUUCCAUCGACCAGAACUUAGUGGACGCCAACGUUUCUGCUUCUGGCAGUGGCAGCCGUAACCACGACAACAAUGACGAGGACGACGUCCAUACUCAAAUGACGAAGAACUAUUCAGAUGUAGUGAACGAUGAAGACAUCAACGUUGCCAUCGCUAAUGCUGUUGCCAACGUAGACUCUCAAUCAAACAAUAAGCAUGACGGCAAAGACGACGGUGCCCCCAAUAACGAUGAUGACAACGAUAGCAAUAUUAACAAUGACAAUGGCAACAACAACGCUGGUAACCAUGAUGUUUCGUCGCACUCACCCUCUUCGAUACGAGACACUCCUAUGAAUCUAGACGUCUUCAAUUCAGCUACCGACGAUAUUCCAGGCCCAUUCGUUGUGACCAAAAUUGAACCUUAUCAUAGCCAUCCACUAGAAGAUAACCUGUCACUGGGGAAGUUCAUCUUAACCAAGAUCCCCAAAAUUCUACAAAAUGAUUUGAAAUUUGACCAAAUACUAGAAAGCUCGUACAACAGUUCUAAUCACACUGUAAGUAAAUUCAAAGUUUCUCAUUAUGUGGAGGAAUCCGGUCUUUUGGACAUUUUAAUGCAAAGGUAUGGCUUAACAGCUGAGGAUUUUGAAAAAAGAUUACUGUCUCAAAUUGCCAGACGCAUAACCACAUACAAGGCAAGAUUUGUUCUGAAAAAGAAGAAGAUGGGCGAAUAUAAUGACCUACAACCCUCAUCAUCUUCCAAUAACAACAACAACAAUAACAACAACAACGAUGACGAACUGUCUAACGCAAACAUGAGAAAUAAUUCCAUUGACUAUACUAAACAUCAAGAAAUCUCCAGUGCGGGGGUUUCGUCAAACACAACUAAAAAUGAGAACGACAUAAAUAACAACAAAAAUGACAACACCAACGUCAAUAGCAACAACAGUAGUAACGAUACUUCCAAUCUAAUGGAGGGAGUAUUAGACAAAACAUCGAGUCACCGUUAUCAACCCAAGAAGUUGCCCAACGUUAAUAAAUGGAAUAAACCAGAUCAAAUAACACAUUCUGAUGUAUCCAUGGUUGGAUUGGAUGAGCCGAAUGAAGGCGGUAACGAAAAUGUCCAUCCAACUUUGGCGGAAGUGGACGCCCAAGAAGCUCGAGAAACGGCUCAACUGGCCAUAGACAAGAUCAAAUCGUACAAGAGAUCGAUUGAUGACAAGAACAGAGACGGCUACCAUAACUCGUCAAGAAACGUGGUAGAUGAAAAUCUAAUCAAUGAUAUGGAUUCGGAAGAUAAUCAUAAGUCAAAAAGACAGCAUUUAUCGGAUAUCACGCUGGAGGAAAGAAACGAAGAUGACAAACUACCGCAUGAAGUGGCGGAACAGUUAAGGUUGCUAUCCUCACACUUGAAAGAGGUGGAGAAUCUGCAUCAGAAUAACGAUGAUGACGUGGACGACGUGAUGGUGGAUGUGGAUGUAGAAUCGCAGUAUAAUAAGAGUUCGGCUAGCCACCAUAGUCAGCCUCACCACGAUCAAGAAGAUGUUGCUGGAUUAAUGGGGAAACCCGAUGAUGAUGAUGACGACGAUGAUCUUUCCGACGAAAAUAUCCAACCUGAAUUAAGAGGUCAGUAA
Molecule: messenger RNA, 2196 nt
Organism: Saccharomyces kudriavzevii IFO 1802
Lineage: Eukaryota; Fungi; Ascomycota; Saccharomycetes; Saccharomycetales; Saccharomycetaceae
Gene: ABF1
Product: DNA-binding protein ABF1
Exons: 1
Coding region: 1-2196 (731 amino acids)
Biological process (GO): chromatin remodeling
Cellular component (GO): nucleus
Molecular function (GO): DNA binding
Source: RefSeq, a predicted model, not a curated record